Messenger RNA from Chionomys nivalis (European snow vole), 1206 nucleotides. RefSeq names its product protein Z, vitamin K dependent plasma glycoprotein (gene Proz). Gene Ontology annotation, biological process: blood coagulation; proteolysis. Gene Ontology annotation, cellular component: extracellular region. NCBI's taxonomy places the organism in Eukaryota, Metazoa, Chordata, Mammalia, Rodentia, Cricetidae. The transcript is spliced from 8 exons. The record is from RefSeq and is a predicted model, not a curated record. Gene Ontology annotation, molecular function: calcium ion binding; serine-type endopeptidase activity. Bases 7 to 1206 code for a protein of 399 amino acids.
GUCAGCAUGGCUGGCUGUGUCUCGCUGCUCCGGGGCCUCAUUCUCGCCUUCCUUCUUACCCUUGUCCUGCACCAGGUGGAGCUUUCAGUGUUUCUUCCAGCCUCGGAGGCAAACAAAGUUCUGGUGAGAUGGAGACGGUCCGGUUCUUAUCUUCUGGAAGAACUCUUCCAGGGCAACUUGGAAAAGGAAUGCUAUGAGGAAAUCUGCAAUCAUGAGGAAGCGAGAGAAGUAUUUGAAGACGACGUCACCACUGAAAGAUUCUGGAAACAGUACUGGGGUGGUUCUCCAUGUAUCUCCCAGCCCUGCCUCAACAACGGGACAUGCAAGGACCACAUCCGCUAUUAUAGCUGCAUGUGUUCCCCUGGCUACGAGGGCAGGAACUGCGCAAUGGCUACAAACGAAUGUCACCUAGAGAGGACGGAUGGGUGCCAGCACUUCUGCCAUCCGGGGGAGUCAUCCUACCUGUGCAGCUGUGCGAAGGGCUACAAGCUGGGCAAGGACCACAAGUCAUGCAGUCCCAACGACAAGUGUGCCUGCGGGACCCUGACUUCCGAAGACAUCAAAGGCUGCCAAAGUCCGCCUAGCUUCCCAUGGCAGGUCAAGUUAACAGACUCCAAAGGAAUGGACUUCUGUGCCGGUGUUUUAAUACAGGAAGACUUUGUGCUGACAACAGCAAAGUGUUCAUUACUCCACAGCAAUAUAAGUGUAAAAGCAAGUGCUGGCCAGAGGAUUGGGGUCAGGAGCACUCACGUGCACAUGCGUUACGAUGAAGAGUCUGGGGAGAACGACCUCUCCCUGCUGGAGCUGGAGGAGCCCUUGCAGUGUCCCAACUCUGGGCUCCCUGUCUGCAUCCCAGAGAGGGACUUUGCCGAGCAUGUCCUCAUCCCUGGAACAGACGGUCUCCUCAGCGGCUGGACGCUCAACGGCACAGGCCUGGGUAUCACACAGACGAUGCUUCCAGUCACACACGCAGAUGGGGAGGAAUGUGAACAGACCCUGAACGUGACAGUCACAACGAGAACAAGCUGUGAGAAGGGCAGUGUGGUGACUGGGGCUUGGGUGGAGGGGAGCGCAGUGACCCGAGAACACAAGGGGACCUGGUUCCUCACAGGGAUCUUGGGUUCACCACCCCCACCGGAGCAGUCGCACGUGCUCCUCACCACAGUCCCAAGAUACUCAAUGUGGUUUAAACAGAUCAUGAAGUGA